Molecule: messenger RNA, 2198 nt
Organism: Gossypium raimondii (Peruvian cotton)
Lineage: Eukaryota; Viridiplantae; Streptophyta; Magnoliopsida; Malvales; Malvaceae
Product: WAT1-related protein At4g19185
Exons: 7
Coding region: 634-1755 (373 amino acids)
Cellular component (GO): plasma membrane
Molecular function (GO): transmembrane transporter activity
Source: RefSeq, a predicted model, not a curated record
CAAUGAAUUCUCAAAACAACUGUUUGGAAGAGAAGCUCAAUCACUGCAAGCAAGCAGAGGAGCCGGGAUCCCUGCCUCCGCCUAAAUCCUCUAUCUUCCAUGCCACAACAAACAUAAAAGUGAGCUUUUCAGAAGUUGGAUCUCAGGCUGUGUUUCUCGGACUUGCUGCACUUAACUGCCUCUUGCCAUUCGCUCAAAUCAAAUCACAAUAGUUCAUUCUGUAAAUUCUUCUUACAUUUUUUUUUUUUAUUUCAAUUGUGUCUUAUUCUAUAAAAAUUUAUCAUUUUUACAAAAAUUUCAAAAUUAAAAUUUAUUAUUUGAUAAAUGUUGAACUAUUAUUAGAUUAAUAGAAAUAUGCUCACCUCAAAUAACUGUGAUUAAAAUUUUAUUUUCAAUUUUUUUAAUGAUUAAAAUAUAAAGCGGGUAAUAUUUCAGUAACCAUGUAAGUUGUCCUAUUAAAUAAUAUGAUUUUUGGUAAUGGGAACGAAAAUUUUAAUAUGAGACUCAAGAGCCUACCCCCUUAGCCCAUUCACUUCGCCCCUGUUUUCGUUCCCAUAACCAAAAAUCACCCAAAAUUCUCAUUUAUAUGUUAUCAUUAUUUCUGCUGUCUAAUGUGGAUUCGGAAGGAAGAAGAUGUCUGUAAUGAAUGGAGGAGCGUCCCAUGGAGAAGCUUGGAAAGCUCAUGCCUCCAUGGCGUUGGUGCAGCUCAUGCAUGGAGGCUAUCACGUAAUUACCAAAGUAGCCCUCAAUGUUGGUGUCAACCAGCUUGUCUUCUGCGCCUUCCGCGAUGUUCUUGCUCUCUCUCUUCUUGCCCCCAUCGCCUAUGUUCAUGAAAAAAGUAUUCGACCUCCUAUGACCAAACGCCUCCUCCUGUCUUUCUUCUUUCUUGGGUUAACUGGGAUUUUCGCCAACCAGCUUUUAUUUCUCAUUGGUCUAAGCCUUACGAAUCCAACUUAUGCUGCUGCCAUACAGCCUUCGGUUCCAGUCUUUGCCUUUCUCUUGGCUGUAAUGAUGGGUACAGAAAGAGUGACUUGGCUAAGCAUUGAAGGUCAAGCCAAGGUUGGAGGUACCCUAAUCUGUGCUUCUGGUGCAAUAUUAAUGGUUCUGUUUCGUGGUCCAGCCUUGCUUGGACAGAUGGAUGCAGACUUUGCUGAUCAAAAUGACAUCAGUGCCAGGAGUCAACCAGAAGGUGCUGGAUGGCUUAUUUCUAGUCUCCUCGCAUUUGGGCUUGAACAUUGGCAUGUUGGAGUUUUAUGCUUGAUUGGGAACUGUAUGUGCAUGGCUGCUUUCCUGGUCAUUCAGGCUCCAAUUUUGGCCAAGUAUCCUGCCAACAUUUCUGUCACCGCGUUAUCCUAUUGUUUUGGUGCUGUAUUGAUAGUAGCAACAGCAUUGAUUAUGACGAAUGAAUCAACAGACUGGAGUCUAACACAGUCUGAGCUUUUUGCAGUCUUGUAUGCUGGAUUUGUUGCAUCUGCUCUAAACUAUGGACUGCUGACAUGGUCGAACAAGAUCUUCGGGCCUGCUUUAGUUGCUCUCUAUAAUCCACUUCAACCUGCAGCAUCAGCCUUUCUGUCAAGAAUUUUCCUUGGAAGUCCAAUUUAUUUGGGAAGUGUAAUUGGGGGAUUUCUAAUAAUUGCUGGUCUAUACAUGGUCACCUGGGCAUCCUAUUCCUAUAGAUACAGAGAAAGAGAAAAUGGAAGGCACACUCCGGAGGGGGUUGGGUCCUUUGAAACUGUGAUCAACAAAAAUGCAUAAAUUAACAACUUUGGUUGGGGCCAUCUCAUCUGCUUCAUCACAAUAAUCAAAUUCAGUGGAGAUGCAUUCCCUCCCGCAGCCACAGCAGGCCACAGGUAUUAUCAUUAUUACUAUUUACAAAGAUCAACUUCAAAUGGUGUCACACGGCAAGGCUUGCCGUCAUAGGGGAAAAAUUUUCAGUACGUACAUAUAAUAGAGAAAGAGAUUGAUUGAUUGAUUAAAUACGUUUAGUUUUAAUGGGCGUGAAAUUAGAUUUUAGGAAUGUAUUACUCACUUUUUCUUUCGUUGAUAUAUAUUUAAAUUUGAUUUAGAGAGCGUGGGAUUUCAGAGGAUUUAUUGUUUCACACCACUUUUUUAUAAUUGGAUUAAUAAUUCGUUGGGACAUUCUUCUUCUUAGUAUUAGAGUGAGAUUUGACGUUAUGUUAGGUGUAGUGUAUUUUGCU